This is a messenger RNA of Zingiber officinale, 543 nucleotides long. RefSeq lists its product as uncharacterized. Bases 1 to 543 code for a protein of 180 amino acids. Gene Ontology annotation, molecular function: chromatin DNA binding; transcription coregulator activity; histone H3K9 demethylase activity. NCBI's taxonomy places the organism in Eukaryota, Viridiplantae, Streptophyta, Magnoliopsida, Zingiberales, Zingiberaceae. The transcript is spliced from 4 exons. Gene Ontology annotation, biological process: regulation of transcription by RNA polymerase II. Gene Ontology annotation, cellular component: histone deacetylase complex; chromatin. The record is from RefSeq and is a predicted model, not a curated record.
AUGGCAAUUGGAUUGUCCGACUUGUUCUCCUCUUGGAGCAAAAGAAGACUGAACCAAUUAAAUGAGUUGGAAGUAAAGCAAGGGGAUCAAGAAGGUGGAUUUUCUGGUGUACUUCUUCGAGUAUAUGAGCCUCACAAUGAGCUUGUUAACUGUAAUUAUUGCAGGACUUCACUAGUGGAUUUUCACAGAAGCUGCUCAAAUUGCUCUUACAAACUUUGCUUAGAUUGUUGCGGAAAGAUAGUAAAGGGAACUGCUUCUCAGACACCUACAAUUGAUUCCUCCAAGGCUGGUAGGAGACAGGGGGCAAAGAAGUAUGUCAUCAGAGAAAUUGUUGGGAAAAGACGGAGACGUUCCACAGGUGAGCGACCAGAUAACUCAUCUUUAUCCACCGUUGAGUCUAAUAGCACGGCUAAGAAUCAUGGAAGCAACAUUCCUUGCCCAUCCAAGGAAUCUGGAGGUUGUGGAAACGAUCUUCUUAAGUUAAGUUGCAGCAUACCAUUUGUUUGGUCUAAAAUGGACUUCUCUUCUCUCUUUCAACUAUGA